Ylistrum balloti is the source of this 6019-nucleotide messenger RNA. Its product is annotated as ankyrin repeat domain-containing protein 10-like. The transcript has 5 exons. The record is from RefSeq and is a predicted model, not a curated record. Gene Ontology annotation, molecular function: protein binding. The coding region runs from base 71 to 1216 and encodes 381 amino acids. Lineage: Eukaryota; Metazoa; Mollusca; Bivalvia; Pectinida; Pectinidae.
CGAAUGUUGAUGUAUUAGGGCGACGGAUGAUAACAAUCGUUCGAAAUAAACAUUGAUAAUUCACUUACAGAUGACUGACACUCGCCACGGAGCAACAAUAGCAUUCAUGGAUGAGGAUUGUGGACAUGAGGAUUUUUCUUCCUCGACCGAUGAACUGUUAAAAACGCAAUUUCCAAUGCACCACGCUUGUCGAGACGGUGACCUAGAAACUCUGUCACGCUUACUGUCGUCUGGCAGCUAUAAUUUAUAUGAAGAAGACGGUCUAUAUGGAUGGACACCCGUCCAUUGGGCGGCCCACUUCGGGAAGUUGGCUUGUUUGAGAAAACUGACAUCUUUAAGUAAUGAUGGUACACUCUGUCACCACGCUACCUCACGAUUUGGACAGACCCCUCUGCAUUUGGCGUCUCUCAGAGACCAACCCCAUUGUGCUCAAUGGAUAAUUCAAACUGGAGCUAAUGUUGAAGUUCAGGAUUACCUUGGAGAGACACCUAUUCACAAAGCUGCCAGGACAGGAAGUAUGGAGUGUGUCAGUCUACUUGUCUCGCAGGGAUGCAAACUUAGUAUCAGAAACCACAAUAACCAAACCCCUAGCCAGGUUGCAGCUGAAUGUGGAUACCAGGAAUGUGCCAACUACUUAGAGAGAGCAACUCAGAUGCAGCAGCAAGCAGAGGGCGUGUACAAUGAGCUGAGGAUGCCAGUCACCCAGACCAAUCAGAGUAAUUCCAAUAUGAUACCAAAUGGUGUCAAUGGAAACCGAACUGUGACAGAUCCUAACCUCAUUAUGCAAGGUUUGAAUGGCGGUGUAGUUCCUGGUCAGACUGGGGAAGACAACACUGCAGACUGUGAAAUGGACAUGGCCGAGUCAAUUGGAGAUGGCUGCAUGCAAGGAGAGGCUGCCAUGUUCUUCAGAGCGGGCAUGAAAAGAGGACGAGAUGAUUUGGAGGAAGAAUGUUUCAAGAGAAUGAGAAGGGCUGGUCCAGCACAGGACCGUGCCUGCAACAGUUGCCUGCCUGAUCCUUUAACAAAUGGCUAUUGUAGCCCUGAUGCAAAACGUUUACUGUGCCUGAAUCAUGAUAGAAUCACCCAGGGAGUUAAUAAUAACUACAAGAAUUCCACGGACAGCUCCAGUGCACUUGAACACUAUAGUUCUCUCUCUGUACAGCAGGCAUAUGAGAUUCUUUUCGUGGAUUCAAUUUCCAAUGCCCAUGGUUCGUGAUGUCACAAUUCAUCUUCAUGACUUUACACAAAGUUUUAAGCCUGCAAUAUAACAUUGUCUUCUCAUUUGUCAGGGAUGAAAUGUUAUUUAGAUGUUGAACACUUACUAUACUGUUUUUGUAAUUGUGAGCAAAACGUUGCGAGUUGAUGAUCAUAAAGUUGGUUUUUGUCUUCACAGUAUUAAUACAUACAGUGCUUUUGAGGUUUGAGAGAGAAUAUUACAUUGUAAUGAUGUAGCCUCCAAGUUUCCUUGUUUUAUGAAUUGUGAUACACUUUCACUGAACAGUGGUGGACAUAUACUAAAAGCAAUCAAACUUUUCAAUCCUUACACCAAGAUUUCUCAUUCCAAAUUCCAGAGCAAAUAUCAUUUUACACUUUUAAUAAGGUGCUAAAUAGCCAUACAUAUCAGUUAUAAAAUUCUAUUCUAUUUUCCAUAGAUAAAUUGUUUCUCAUGCAAAUGUCUGUAUGAGUAAUAAGGUCCUACAUGUUUAUACUUCCACUGUUCUUAUUGGUAGUUUGAAUUUGUGGACGAUAACAAACUCAAUAUUGAAGAAACUGCAGUUAAAUUUGAAUGAAAAGUAUUUUUACACUGAUAGCCUUGAAAAAGUACAAGGAAAAAAUUAAGACCAUGUAUUGGGAAAUGGUAAGCAUCUUCUGAUUCAUUGAUGAAACCCACCGUGUAAAAUUUCGCCAAUACAAGUAAACAAUGUAAUAUUCUCAAAUAAGAACAAAGUUAGAAUUAAAACGACCAACAUAACAACGAACACAUCCAGCUUCAAAACACACAAGCAAUAGAACUAGAACAUAAAAACAUAAAAGAUAGUGGUGACAACACUUCUCUCUAAUCUUCAUUAAUUUUCAGCUCUUGAGACCCAUUGUUAGAAGUUUUAAUUCCUCAGUCUUCAACAUCUUUUGUGAAUCAUGAUGUUUGGAAACACCCCAUAGAAUAUUGAAUCAACUGCUCAUUAAAGAAUGUAGAUUGUGUUAUCAGGGGUUAUACUGUCUAGAAAUGGAAAAUUCACGAUAGGGAAAUCAAAAUCACCAUGCUAUCAUAUAGCUUAUAAACAACUUAUAUAUCAACUUUGGGCAAUUUUAAUAGUAGAAAUUGGUCUGAGGACUGUCAGUGGUAUUUUGUAACAGAGAAUUGGAUUUGGUUAUCAGUUCCUCACACUUACAGAUCACCGUGUGUAAGAAUUACAAAGGCAUGAAUAUACACUUACAGUGCCCAAAAUUAUUCUCACAUGUUUCAUCAGGAUAUCUGAAAUUAACACUGCUUUUCAGUUCUUCUGGAGGAUGUGGUAUGUCACUGUUUAUCUGAAAGGUCCUGAGGAAGCUUUUAGACUUAAAUUAGCAGUGUUGUUGGAUCACCAAAGUCCAAUCAUCUUUUUCAUCCUGUGAACUCAUUACAUUCCAUUCUUUCUCAAUACCGUCUUCUUGAUGAUUUGAAUCAAACUGGCAUCAUGUCAAUAAAAAUUACAUUUGUAUGAAUAGGAAAAUCAGUCGAAAGUUAAAAGAAUAAGUUUUGAUAAUUUUCAAUAAGAUUUAAUGAUUCUGCCUAAUUUGUAGGUUUUUGUAUGAAUUGAUAGAUAAUUUUUUUAGUUUUGAUAGUACUGUUUGAAUUUGUUUGGAAUGCUGACUGCCAUGCCAGGUGGUGAAAUGACCAUGAGUCUACAUCAAAGCAAAGGAAAAAAUUCAGUCAACAUAAUCUUCAUAUGUGUUCAAGGUUACAGUGUUAGCUUUAAUUAAAGCAUAUUAAUGGUUUAUCAUAGUAUAAUUACAGUUCCAUAUAGCACAAUUAUGAUUGAUCAAGGAAUAAGUGUUCACCACAACAAUCAGAUAGUUUGUAGUACCUAGAUUGUAAAACAAACGGAUAGAAACUUUUUCUUAUUACACAUCAAAAUUGAUAAAAAUCAUCAGUAUCACUGUCUACUUUUGUUUUUUUAUGAUGAAAUCUAAGGAAUCUUUUUGAUUUUCCUGUCAUGUUUUGGAGUACAUUUAUUCAAAUAAGGUCAUUAUUUAUGAUAGUUGUGAAGUAAGCAAUUUUUAUUUAUUAGCAAAUAAUAUGAGAGACAAUCUGGAUAAAUGUUCUGUUUAAAAUGAAGUAUUUUAUUUUAUUAAGGUGCUACGUGUGCUUCUAGUUUUCUUCACAAGUCCAUUAUAAGACUGUUAAAUCACAGUACAAUCUUCAUGCUAUUAACUGUAUUUGGUAUACCUUAUACUUUUUAUAUCUCGUUUAUUUCAAUAUCAUCUUAUAAGUUAAGAUCUGUAACAUGGAUUUUAUUGUUUGUAUAUGUUCUAUCUAAUCCAACAUUACUAGCCAGAAACUCAUUUAAUAGUUUGUUCAUCGAUAGUUUCAUAGUGCAAGAAAAUGUAUUUACUAUAAUAGGUCUUUCUGUCUAAAUUCACAAUGAGUAUUUAUUUUAAAUCCUUUUGAGUUAAUUGUUUAUUGAUGGAGUAAAUAGGGUUCUAUAUAUUUUCAUAUUAAGAUCCAUAGAUCUUUUGUUAUUUAUACGUUUAAUUUCUAUGAUCUGUCUCAAAUAUUUUGACAAUACAGCAUUGUCAUUGUGGUACCUGUCUUGUACAGGUGUUAAGUAUAUACAUUUAAAAUCUCAAGACUGUUAUAUGUGCAUAGCACUUGAUAUGUACUUAAGAAAGGAAAAGAGGACUUUGUCAUAACAUGUUUUCAUAUUGUAAUGCAUAUCAUUUACAUGUUGAUUUAAGGUAUGUUAAUGAAGUGAAUGGAUGUAUUGACUUUAUUUUUAAUUUCAUUAUCUUUAAUCUUAAUCUGCUGAGCAGGUACACUAGUCCUUCUCAGAAUGUGAGAAAAUAAUUCUCUUUUCACAGUUAUUGAUGUAUUGUUUGCUUUACCUAAUUAGUGAGUAAUAUACUUGCCAGUGGCAGUGGUUUACUAACAAAGUUGCAUGUGUACAGUUUCAUUACUUCCUUUAAAAUCUCAUUUCUGAAAAAGAAUUUUUAAAAAGAAAUCUUAUUAUGCAUUCAUUGUGUCAUCCAGAGUCUUGGAAAUAUUGAAAUAGUUUGGCACUUAAAUAGCGAAAAAAUUGAAUAAGGAAUAUAAAAAUUUAAUUUUAGAAUUUAGAGCAUCGUCAAUACUUGCCAUUUAUUAUGGAAUUAUUAAUUAAUUGUAUUUAUUUCAAUAUGUAGCCUUUGUGUUAUUUAUUUUUUUUUAUACAUGCAUGUAGUAGAUAUGUACAUUGUGUAUAAAAAUGGCUGUUAGCUUUUACAUAGAUUUAAUACAUUUAUAAAAUGUAAUGCUUGGUAAGCCUGUUACUUAUUUUCCCUGUAUAUAACUUUAUGUAGAGUAGUGUAUCCUUUAUAACAUGCUGAACACUCAGUAUAAACAAGUGCUUUAUUUUUUCUGAUACCAAUACUUAUGAUAAUACAUGUAAUGAAAAAUUAACAGCAAUACCUGAAUAAUGCUUCAUUGGAUUUCCAUCAUACUCAUUAAAAUUAUCGUUAGACCUAACUUUAAUUAAAUGGUUACAUGAAGUAUAGUUUGAUUACAAUUUUACCAGAUACCAGAAAUUCUUUAUUACAGACUAUAGUGUACUAGUUAUCCUUCUCCUGAUAAUUUUUAUCGUACAUGUAAAAAGAAACUGGAAACUAUGAAAAGCCCUAAAUAUUAUCAUCUGUAUUCCAUUCUUUUGCUGCUUCUGAUAUGUUAUUUUUUUAUUGGUCAAUAAUGCAUUCUCUAUUAUAAAAGUUUUGACCAUCACAUGGAAUCAAUGGUCAUAACAAUGAUCAAUAUCACUGAUACUGCCUACAGGUAUAGUUUAUUCUAGAUUAGUUCCCAGUCACUGAUACUGCCUACAGGUAUAGUUUAUUCUAGAUUAGUUCCCAGUCACUGAUACUGCCUACAGGUAUAGUUUAUUCUAGAUUAGUUCCCAGUCACUGAUACUGCCUACAGGUAUAGUUUAUUCUAGAUUAGUUCCCAGUCACUGAUACUGCCUACAGGUAUAGUUUAUUCUAGAUUAGUUCCCAGUCACUGAUACUGCCUACAGGUAUAGUUUAUUCUAGAUUAGUUCCCAGUUAUAGCUACAGUUACAUAUGAAACAUAAAUAUCCAAAUUUUGAUGACUUAUAACCUGUCUUUUUAGUUCUAAAACAUUGUCUGCUCACAGAAACUGUGACAGAGAAAUGAUUUAUUAAAAUGUAUCUCAAAUUUAAUUCCAUCUUGCCAUGAUGAUAUUCCCUGCACUUUUCCUACAUGUGGUACACAGGUAUAUUGUUUGCUAUUAGUGUAUACUCUGUGCUUGAUAACAUAAUCGCUCAAACUGAUUUUGAUUUAUACUAAUCAUGUACAAGUAUGUAGAAAUGUUUACAUCAUAAUGAGGAUCAGAUUUUAGUUUUAAUGAAAAAUUGAUUGUAUGUUUGUGCGACCAAAUGCAGGUUAUAUUUAUUGACAUCAGUAUCUUCAAAACUUGAAAGUAACAUUGAUUUUUUAAUGUUACUUGACAAGCCCACCUUUAACAAGAGAAUCUCAUUACCUGUGCACCAUUUCUGUAUGAUGUUUGAAAAAUCUCUCAGUUUUGAUUAGAAAGUUUGAUUCUUAGAACAAAUCAGAAUUUUCUCCAUCUGAUCCAUGACCUAAAAUAAAUGACCCAACAUUUUGCAUGACUGUGUACUUGAUGAAAAGGACUGCUGUAUAAUGCUUUAUCAUUACAGCACUGGUCUUCUCUGAAAGGUGUUAAAUGACAUUCAUUUCUGCUGUUUUAUUAUGUUAUAUAUAAUUUUGUUAUUAAGAAGUGAAAAACGAUGUUGUAGUAAAGUGCAAUUUAGUUAUUUAA